AUGGCUGAUUGGGUACACUGUAAUACAUGUUUUCAUCAGCCUGGAGAUGGUAGAAAAUUCUUUUUAACUAACUGUGGUCAUAUGUAUUGUGAAACGUGUGUUAAAGAAGGAACAAGGAAUAAGUGCAUGAUGUGUGGAAAUCCCUGUUCAUCAAUUGCUCUGUCUUCUCAGAUGAAACCAGAUGUGGAAAUUUUUUUCAAGGAUCCAGCUGACAUAAUAAAAAAACAGCAAAGUCAACUAAACCAAAAUAAUAAACAGAAAGCCCUAAUAGAAGAAGCCAGGAAGAAGACAGAACAAUGGGAAGAUUUAGAAAGAGAAAUUUUAAUUCUCAAAGAAGAAAAUGCUAAUUUACGAAGACUUUUAGGAGGUGGUUCCCCAGGAAACAAGUUAGCUAGCAGAGAAGUUUUAAUACUCAAAGAAGAAAAUGCUAAUUUACGAAGACUGUUAGGUGGUUCACCAGGAAACAAGUCAGCAAAUAGAGCUCCACCAGGCAGAAUACACAGUCCUGCUCACCAGAAUCAUCCUGCAAAGACACCUCCACUUAAACAUGGACAUUCUUCUCCAUAUAACCUAUCCAGAGGAAGUCAUCCAAAUACACCACAAAAUGGAAGUGGAGAUGCUGGAGCAUCACAGUAUGAUCAAACUUGCACUCCCAAAGGUCCAGGUAGAAUUACAAUGAGAACACCACCUGUUGAUGGUAAAAUGGGUACACCACCUACUCCUCUCAUGGGGGGUACGUCAUUACAAAAAACUCCAACUGGUCAUGCUGUAAGGCAAAGUAAUGUGACUCCAGGAAGACAUGAAAUGUAUACUCCAAACAGAUUAAGCUAUAAAACUUCACCUAUGUCAGUCAGUCCUGCAAGCCAAGGGACUAACCAGAGUAGUGGAUUCAGGACUCCCACAAAUUCUCAAAAUGUCACACCAACACAACAGGGUUUUAGCACACCAUUAUCUCAAAGUGGACAUUGGGAUCCUUCUAGAAGGCAAAUACAUAUCCGCAUCUUUAUCAGAUCCACAUAG
Saccoglossus kowalevskii is the source of this 1020-nucleotide messenger RNA. RefSeq lists its product as uncharacterized. Gene Ontology annotation, biological process: protein sumoylation; homologous chromosome pairing at meiosis; reciprocal meiotic recombination. Gene Ontology annotation, molecular function: SUMO transferase activity. Gene Ontology annotation, cellular component: synaptonemal complex. Lineage: Eukaryota; Metazoa; Hemichordata; Enteropneusta; Harrimaniidae. The record is from RefSeq and is a predicted model, not a curated record.